Molecule: messenger RNA, 3791 nt
Organism: Charadrius vociferus (killdeer)
Lineage: Eukaryota; Metazoa; Chordata; Aves; Charadriiformes; Charadriidae
Gene: AHI1
Product: Abelson helper integration site 1
Exons: 24
Coding region: 117-3791 (1224 amino acids)
Biological process (GO): motile cilium assembly
Cellular component (GO): ciliary basal body
Molecular function (GO): protein binding
Source: RefSeq, a predicted model, not a curated record
CUUCAAGUCUAUGGACCAGUUAUGUUAAUGGAAGUUGUUAAUUACUUUAAAUAGAAUGGUGAAUUCUGAGGAAGAAGCAGCUGGUCUGUUGAGCCACUUCUAACGGAGGACUGAAAAUGCCAGCAGUUGAAAGCGAGGCAAAGGCAAAAACCAAAGUCCGCUUUGAGGAAAUCUUCAGACGUCAUGCUGGCCUAACAGACAGACAGAAAUCAAAGAAAAAGAAGUUUCAGUCUGAAGAGAAUAUUGUGCUUGACACCUUUAGAAGUAAUAUUGAUUUAGCUAAGGAAAGUGUGAAUGAUGAAGCAAUUAUAAACAACACAUACAAUCCUGAAGAAGAGAGUCCCCGAUUUACAAAAAAUAAACUGAGAGAGAAGGCCUCAAUUGCAGAGAAAAUAAACAAUGAUAUUGUUUGUGGAGAGGAGAACAAGCAACCGAAGUCUAACAAGAAGAAAAAGAAAUCACUGUUACAAGAACAAUUUAAUGAGGAGGAAAAUUUAUAUGAGGCUAAAUUGGAGAGUUUUGAGGAAAAGAUUCAUGAUUUUUCAAAGAAGAAAACAAAAAGUAAAUCACAAACAGAUGUACCUCAUCAAGAAGGUGAUAGAAAGAUUAAAAAUUCCUUGACUGAAGAGAGAAAUGUAACUGAAUUGGAAGAGGAAGAAGAGCUAAUUCGAGCCUAUCAGCUGCAUGUGGCUGAGGAUGAGGCAAAUGCAAUUAAAAAGAAGAUAAGAAUGAAACUUAAAGAACAGAUGUCCGAAUUUACCUCCAGUGUUCAAAGCCAUGAAGUUGUACUGAACAAUGAAGUGGGCAAAAAGAAGAAAAAAAAGAAAGAAGUAGCAGUUUUAAGUGAAGCUGAAACAAGUGCAAUGUCCCUUUCUGAGCUACAGCAUCAUCCAGCAGAAGAUGGUAAUCAAAAUCAGUCAUUGGAAAGACUAUUUACAUCAGAAGGACAGAAACUGGAAGAAAGCAUGGAAAAAAAGAAACCUAAGGCAAAGAAGGUUAAAAAGAAAAACAGAAAAGAAGAAAACACGGAAGUUGCUGUAGAAAAUGACGAGGAAAUGAAGAAUUCAGAAAUUUCAACUCAGUCUAAACUUGGUUUUGAUGAUGAUCUUGUGUUGGGAGUUUAUAUCCAUCGAUCUGAUCGACUUAAAACUGAUCUCCUGGUGUCUCAUCCCAUGGUUAAAAUCCAUGUUGUUGAUCAGAGAAGUGGCUUAUAUGUCAAGAAGGAUCACAGCAAGAGGAAAGUUUCAUCUUAUUAUGAACAAGAACAAAUAGAGCAUAUUCUUCCUAUUAUGACACAACCAUAUGACUUCAGACAGUCUAAAUCAACAGUUCCAGAGUGGGAGGAGCAAGUCAUAUUUAAUGAGCGUUUCAGUUACUUUAUUCAGAAUAACGAAGAAAGCCCUUGGGUAAUCCUGUUUUUUGAGAUCCUUGAUUUUCUGAGUAUGGACGAAGUGCGAGCCAACUCUGAUGUACAAAUUCAGGAAUGUGGUUUCCGAAAAAUUUGUUGGGCAUUUCUAAAGCUUGUAGGUGCAAAUGGAGUUCGAAACAUUGAUGGAAAACUCCGUCUGCAAUUAUAUUACCCACCUCCAAGGAUGAAGUCACAUUCAAAUGUUGUUGAGGUUUAUGACUGGUGGGCAAAAUGUCCUAGAAAUCGUUACCCAUCAACUUUAUAUGUAACUGUAAGAGGCAUAAAACUGCCAGACCAUCUCCAAAGAGAGGGAUCUAAAAAAUCAUGUGAACCUUUUCCAGAGGAGAAGGAGCCAAUUAAAUGGACAAGAUUGCCUGGACAGGUUUGCCGCAUACCGAACAAGCAUCUGUUUUCACUGCGAGGUGGAGAUAUGGGCUGUUUCUGUAUUCGUUUCUCUCAUGAUGGGAAAACACUGGCAGCAGCAUGUGCAGGAAAGAAUGGCUAUCCCAUUCUUUUGUAUGAAAUUCCUUCUGGACAGUUACUGAGAGAAUUUUAUGGUCACCUCAACAUAGUGUAUGAUCUUUGUUGGUCAAAAGACAAUCAAUAUCUUCUUACUGCAUCCUCUGAUGGCACUGUCAGAAUGUGGAAAAUAGAAAUGCAGGCGGCAUCUGCAGUGAGAGUUUUCCCUCAUCCUUCGUUUGUUUAUACUGCUAAGUACCACCCAGUUGCUGACUCCUUGGUUGUGACAGGGUGUUACGAUUCAGUGAUUAGAAUUUGGAAUGCAAAUGUGAAAGAAAACCAUGGGCAGCUGCUACAGGAGCUUGAUGGUCACAAAAGUUUCAUCAACACACUGUGUUUUGAUGCAGAAGGGCUCCACAUGUUCUCAGGAGAUAGCUCCGGACUGAUAAUAGUUUGGGAUACAUCUGUCAAAGGAAGUUCUCAACACCUAUUUCAACACUGGAGGGUUAAUAAGGAAAUAAAAGAAAAUGAUAUUAAAGGAACACCAAUAAAUCAUUUGGAGGUACAUCCAAAUGGAAGGCGUUUAUUAAUCCACGCCAAAGACAGUACCCUGAGAAUCAUGGAUCUCAGAAUCUUGGCUACAAAGAAAUACAUAGGUGCCACAAAUUACAGAGAAAAGAUUCACAGCACCUUAACACCGUGUGGUACAUUCCUGUUUUCUGGAAGUGAAGAUGGAAAGGCUUAUGUUUGGAAUCCAGAAACAGGAGAUCAGGUGGCCAUAUAUUCUGAACUCUGCUUCACAUCUCCACUUCGUGAUGUUGCCUUUCAUCCACAUGAACACAUGGUGUCAUUUUGUGCCUUUGGUCAAAACCAGCCAAUACUUGUAUACAUUUAUGAUUAUAAAGUUGCACAACAGGAAGCUGAACUCGUAAAAGAUCUCAGUUCAUCACUUAGCACAGCUGCACCAAGAGGGCCACAGUUCUUUAGCAGUUUUUCUGAAAUUCCUAUGCAGAAAAGUUCAGUGAUGUCUCCAGCAGAUCAGUUUGUCAGUGUUGCAAGAACAUCAAUGAGAAUGCAGAAGGUGAAACAAAAACUUGAUUCUGUUAUGGCGAGCUCAAAUCUCUUGCUUCCUGCGCCAUCAUCGCUGUCACCACACUCCAGGCUAAGACUGCCAGGCACUCUGAGCACUCCACUGAAUCCUCUGUAUUCUUUCACUACUAAAAGUGGGUGCUUCAGCCCAGUAGGAAAUCCUCUUAGCCGAACACUAUUGGGUAGACUACAGACGAGUGAUGACUGCCUGACUGCACUGGGGGUGAGAGGAGGAAGCAGUUGUCCACUCGGACAAGAGACAGUAGUGGCUCUUUAUGACUACACAGCGCAUCGAUCAGAUGAGCUAACCAUCCAUCGCAGUGACAUUAUCCAAGUGUUAUACAAAGAUAAUGAUAACUGGUGGUUUGGCAGCCUAGCAAAUGGACAGCAAGGCUAUUUUCCAGCUAAUUAUGUGGCUGGUGAAAAAGAAUAUGAAGAACAACCUUCAGGAUUAGUACCAGAUUCUGCUCCUCUCCUCCCUGAAGGACCAACAGAAGUAGAGGAAGGUUCUCCAACACUACAUAAGAUGUCACCAGUCAUCAGUAAGUCAAGGGACCUAAAAUGUAGCUCUGAGCGUGACACAGACAGAGACUUACCUGCAACACAAGGUGCAAAGAAAAAGAAGAAAAGGAUACAGAAGAACGCAACAGAAAAUCAGCACAACUUAAUGGGUCUCAGUACUCCUGUAUCAUCAGUUACAGCUAACAGUGUUGAAAAUGGACCUAUAGCCCAUGGGGUGGAGUUGAAGAAGAAAAAAAAGGCAGUGAGAGGCUCAAAGUUAAGCACAAAUGGAAAGACAAAUAUUGCCUUUGAGCCUGAAUGCUAUGACGUAUAA